AGAAAUAUAUGUACAAGUUCAAUAAAAUUAUAUGUAUAAGUUCACAGAAUUAUAUGUACAAGUUCAAAAGUUCUUCGGCUGAACUUGGGCGGCGGUGGCUCUGAACUUGAGGGCGGUCGAAGGCGGCAGUGGUGGUGCGGACGAAUCGGGGCGGCGACGGUUGAAGGUGGCGAUGGUGGUGUGGAGAACAUAGAGAGGACGGAGGGAGGCGGCGGUCGAAGAUUCUGAUGGCUGAACUUGGGCGGCGGUGGCUGAACUUGAGGUCGGUCGAAGGCGGCGGUGGUGGUGUGGAGAACAGAGAGAUGACGGAGGGAGGCGGCGGUUGAAGGCGGCGGCGAUGGUGUGGAGAACAGAGAGAUGACGGAUGGAGGCGUUGGAAGAGGCGGCGCCGCGCUGAGGGAUUCGAACCCUAGGCGGCGCGGGUUUAGGGUUCACGGUGACAGGGAAAGGGAGAGGGAGAGAAAGAGAGAGGAGAGAGUGGACGGGCAGAUCGUGAGAGAGAGAGAUGAGGGAGAGAGAAAAUGGAAAUGAGUAAUUUUAGGGAUAUAUGAAUCUUACCAGUUUUAAUUAUAUUGACUUUUAAUCUCAGUCUUUGAUCAAGAUUGAUCUAACGAACCAGAUUGCGUCUCCUUUCUCCAUCUAACUUUGUGUUUCCAUAGAACUUUUCCCUAUAUAUAUAUAUAUAUGUGUGUGUGUGUGUGUGUGUGUGUGUGUGUGUGUGUGUGAAUUAAGCCUAAAUAAUAACAUAUACUCCAUCCGUUCCACGAAUCUUGACACGUUUUUCUUUUUGGGCCGUCCCACGAAUCUUGACACAUUUUCAAAUAAGGUAAUAAUUAUUACAUUCUCUCUCUUACUUUAUCACUUUUAUCACUAAUCUACAACUCUUUAAUUCUCGUGCCGAAACCAAACGUGUCAAGAUUCGUGGAACGGGGGAGUACUAUAUUAAAGGAGCAUUAUUUUUUUGAGACCACCAAAAAUGAUGGGCCCUGGGAGGUCGCCUAUGCUGGCCCAUGCCCAGGGCCGGCCCUGUCUACACCAAACAACGGUGAAAAAAUAAUCGCACCUAGGCAGAAAAAUUACAUCGGGAAAAAAACAGACCUCUAUAUUAUAUAACAGUGAAAAAAUAAUCGUACGCAGGUAGAAAAACUACACUGUAUAUAAACGAAAUUGAACCGAAAAUCUCUCACGAACGAAAGUGUUUGAGUGUCUCACCUUUGUAAAUUCAACUAGGGCAUCAUUAACGGGUAAUAACAAAUAUUAGUUCAUAAAUAAUUAGUGACAUUAUUACGUAUAGUAUAGAUUCUGCUUAUUUCUGAAGGUGGACCCGGGGAAGAAAAUAUCUAGAGCAUGAAGUGCCAAGACUCAAGAGGCCUAUACAGGUAUGUAUAAGCAUCAGUUUAGUCAACCAAAUAAUAAUAAUAAUAAUAAUAUCAAAAUUAAUCAAUUCUAGGUCGGAUUUAUCGCAGGGAGUUUUUAUGCAAUUUUCCAUUACAAUCCAUAUGUCCAAUUUUAACUUAUUGCUCUUACCUUUUCAGCAUAUUUCUAAAAAUAAGACGAUCAUUUGAAAAGUCUUCUUUUCUUUUUGGAGAACAACCAUGGUUCCGAAAAGUUCAAAAUUCAUAAUAUCUGAAUUUUGGAAAAUAAACCUUAUUAGAUAAAAAAAAGAAAGAAAGAAUUAUUCAAGAAUUAAACCUUUUAAUUUUAAAGAGCCGCUUUCCCCUCACUUUCCCCCUCCACCACUCCGAACGCGCUGUACAUAUAUAUAUAUAUACAGUGUGUGUUUCUCGGUCUCUUUUCACGCAGAAAAACACACACAAAUCCAGCAUCGGAACAAAAAAAACAAAAGGCUCAACGUUUCUUGGCUUUUCUUCUGCAAAAGUGUUUUUCUUUUCCUUUUACUUUUCAGACGCACAGAGAUAUAUAUUCUAUCUUGGUCGCAUUAUUAUAGAGAAGUUAUAAUUAACAGAAAAGGGUGGGAAUCCGAAUGAGAUUUCGUGUGAAGGUUUCCAUAUAAGAAGAGAAAAACGGGGAGGAUUGUUUGAGAGAGAAAAUGCGGUGGGUGAGUUUGUUAGGAUUGGUGAUUUUUGUGAGGUUGGUGGCAGGCGGGGUGCACAGAAAUGCCUAUGCUACCAUGAUGUAUAUGGGGACGCCGAGGGACUACGAGUUCUAUGUGGCCACACGUGUCAUGCUGAGAUCGCUCCGUCAUCUUAAGGUCGAUGCUGAUCUCGUCGUCAUUGCCUCCAUUGAUGUACCUUCCCGCUGGGUUCAAGCUCUAGAAGAAGAGGAUGGGGCGAAGGUGGUGAGCGUUGAGAACAUCAGGAAUCCGUACAGCGUUCAAUCGCAAUUCGAUUGGAGAUUCAAGCUAACACUGAACAAGCUUUACGCAUGGAAGCUCGUCCAAUAUGAUCGAGUGGUGAUGCUCGAUGCCGACAACCUCUUCCUCCGCAAAACCGACGAACUCUUCCAAUGCGGCCAGUUUUGCGCGGUGUUCAUCAACCCCUGCAUCUUCCACACCGGCCUCUUCGUUUUGCAGCCGUCCAUGGCGGUUUUCAACGACAUGAUGCAUGAAUUGGAGAUCGGGAGAAGCAAUCCCGACGGUGCCGAUCAAGGAUUUCUCACGAGCUAUUUCCCAGAUCUACUCAGCUCGCCUCAAUUUGUUUCUCCUCCAAAUGGCACCAAGCUGGAUGGGACCUACAGGCUUCCUCUCGGAUACCAAAUGGAUGCUUCCUACUAUUAUCUGAAGCUCCGGUGGAAUGUACCGUGCGGUCCGAACAGCGUGAUCACCUUCCCUGGAGCUUCGUGGCUGAAGCCGUGGUACUGGUGGUCGUGGCCGGUCCUCCCGCUCGGCAUCGACUGGCACAGGCAACGCCUCCAAACUAUAGGAUACGGUGCGGAGAUGCCGAUGGCUGUUAUCCAGGCCGUGUUUUACUUGGGGAUAAUGGGCGUGGCGCGCCUUGCCCGCCCUAAUCUAUCGAAGCUCUGCUACCGUCGCGAGGAAAAGAGCGUCUUCUUCAUCCAAAUCGGCUUCAAGUUGAUCGCUUUGUGGUCCAUUCUUGCUGCCUACUUGCUCCCUAUUCUCUUCAUUCCCGUCACCAUUCAUCCUCUCAUCGGCUGGACCCUCUACUUUCUUGGCGCCCUCUCUCUCUGCUUCGUCGCCGUUAACGCUUUCUUGCUCCCGAUGCUGCCCGUUCUCGUCCCGUGGUUCGGCUUCUUGGGCGCCCUUCUCGUCAUGGCCUACCCGUGGUACUCGGACGGCGUCGUCAGGGCCCUCUCUGUCUUCGCCUAUGCCUUCUGCAGCUCCCCCCUUUUGUACGUCGCGUUUAUCAGAAUCGUGUCUUCCCUGCAAGUUGUGCUCGAGAGGGAAGGUUUCUUGCUGAGGUUGGGCGAGAGUGCGUUGCCCUCUGGAUUCAGUAAGCUUUACUGAAUCGGAGGUAGAGUCUUGUGUGAGAUCGUAUAACGAGUGAAGUGAAGAGAAUUUUAUUGAUUUGUGGGCUGGAAUAUGGGAGGAGAACGAGGAUCAUGUUCUGUAAACAGCCCUGUUUUGCUACAUGCAAAAUUGAAAAGAAAUUUUAAGUGGUUGGAUUUUCAUGA
Molecule: messenger RNA, 3591 nt
Organism: Salvia miltiorrhiza (redroot sage)
Lineage: Eukaryota; Viridiplantae; Streptophyta; Magnoliopsida; Lamiales; Lamiaceae
Product: putative glucuronosyltransferase PGSIP8
Exons: 4
Coding region: 2051-3424 (457 amino acids)
Molecular function (GO): glycosyltransferase activity
Source: RefSeq, a predicted model, not a curated record